UGUGGGUGCCCUUGAGGACUUGUUGACUUGGAGCUUUCCCAAGCCAUCUGUCUAGAAGGUGCCCUCAAGGCAAGACUCUGGCAUGGCAGACAGAUUUCUCAGCUUGUUCAAAGUGUUCAGGGAGAAAAAAAAGAAAAGCCCUGAAGCUGCUCCAGCACAACAGCGUGAAAAACUUGAGCAGUUCAAGCCACUGCAGGACGAUGGAGCUCUGGACCAGACACAAGAGGAGGAACUUGCCCGUGGCCACUUCCACAAAACCCUGAAGAAGUUCUGGAAAUCCCCACACAUUCGACGUAGAAGGACCAGCAGCGCAGAAGCUAAGGACCCGGCCAAGCCUGACUUGGGGCUGACCGAGCUCCAGGCUGAGCCUGAUGUCCGCCCAGAAUCGGCUGAGUGCUCAGAAGACCCUGACACCUCAGUGACUGAAACCUGGGCAAAGGCACUUCUCACGUCAGUGACUGAAGAUUUGGCUAUCACAAACACUGAAAAUGAAGAGACUCAGGGCAUCACAAAUACUAACACGACGCCCACUCCCACUAUGAGUCAGGAACUCAUAUUCAACUAUUUCAAGGACCCUUCUCAGCAGCAGCAGGUGCCAGCCAAGGUGAAGAACAUCCACCAGAGUCUCCUGUCGCAAGUCACUGUGGAUGCCUGGCUGCACGUUGACAUUGUGAAGCUGGCAGAAGAACACCCUGCUGACAUGGUGCUGACCCUCCUGCGCUGUGCCCCAACGUGUGACAGAGCUGCUGCAAUGAUAUGGAGAACCAUAGGAUCACUGGGACCAGCAGUGGAGAAAGUGAUGCCAGCACUGCUCUGUGUGAUGGAGAACUGGCCUCUGCACAGCAUGUGCACCUCUGAUGGGGAUGACACAGAUGUCUUUGCCCUGGCUGCAACUCUGGGGCUCUGGGUGAUUCUCCAGGUGCCCGAGAGCCAUGAGGCAAUGAACCUUUAUUCCUCCCGCCUGUUUGUGGCUCUGCUCUUCCUUGUUGUCAUCACCACACAGCAGAUGCCACCAGAGGAAGUUGAUAACUUCUGGAGAGCGUGCUGGAAGGAACACCGCCUGCCCAGCAAGCCCAACAGGUUUGCAGUGCAGGCCAUGAAGGCUCUGCUCUGCCGACUGCAGUGGGACCAUGUUGUGGUGGCUAUGGAGCGCAAGCGUGGCUGGGACGUGAUGCUGUGUGCUCGCACCCAGCACUAUGCCAUGGGUCUGCUGGCCAGGGAGAUGCGCCGUGUCUUGAUCCCUGUGUGUUCUCCCAUCGCACUCCACUUGCUCCGACACCUCAAUAAGGAGGAGCCACGCUGGGAUCUGCCCUUCCUGGCAUUCCUGGUGGAGGUCCUGGACUGCCUGGACUUGAGUGAAUGCAGUGAAAACGCCCUGCAGAUCAUGACAAGGCACCUGCAGAGCAAGUCCAGGGAGAUGCAUCGCGUGGCGCUCAGAGGCCUCAUGGUGCUCGGCAAGGAUCCCGCAAUGGUGAGGAGGAGGCAGCAGCUGGAGCUGUGCUGGGAGCUGCAUGUGCGUGAAGAGUUAUUACAGGAGAAUUGCUUGGAGACUAUGGAGAUCUAG
Messenger RNA from Lonchura striata (white-rumped munia), 1564 nucleotides. NCBI's taxonomy places the organism in Eukaryota, Metazoa, Chordata, Aves, Passeriformes, Estrildidae. The record is from RefSeq and is a predicted model, not a curated record.